Messenger RNA from Cladophialophora yegresii CBS 114405, 804 nucleotides. RefSeq lists its product as uncharacterized. Gene Ontology annotation, molecular function: SNARE binding; SNAP receptor activity. Bases 1 to 804 code for a protein of 267 amino acids. Gene Ontology annotation, biological process: intracellular protein transport; vesicle fusion; Golgi to vacuole transport. The record is from RefSeq and is a predicted model, not a curated record. Gene Ontology annotation, cellular component: endomembrane system; SNARE complex; membrane. The transcript has a single exon. Lineage: Eukaryota; Fungi; Ascomycota; Eurotiomycetes; Chaetothyriales; Herpotrichiellaceae.
AUGAAUCCCGCGCAAGACGACCCCUUCCUCUCGGUCCAGUCCGACGUCCUGACCACCCUCUCCUCGACCCGGCAUCUGUUUUCCUCCUACCUGCGUAUCCGCACGUUAUCCCCCUCCCCGACAUCCCCCGAACUCAUCCAGUCACGCUCGGACCUCCAAUCGAACCUCCAAACCCUCACGGCCGACCUGGCCGAUCUGCUGGACAGCGUCCAAGCCGUCGAGUCGGACCCCUACAGAUUCGGCCUCGAUGUCGCGGAGGUGCAGAGGCGGCGAGGUUUCGUAAAGGAUGUGGGCGACGAGGUGGAGGGCAUGAGGAGGGAAUUGGAGGGCAUCACGACCCAGGAGACGCAUGUCGCGGGUGGGCAUGUUGCUUCUAUGGCUGCGGGAAGCGCGACUCGUGAUGGCGGGAGUCGUGCUGGACAAGGCGGCAGGCUACCCGCGCCGGCUAGUUUUGAGGAUGAUGCGCAUGAUGACGCCGACGACGACGAUGAUCCGUACGGAGAGUUCGCGCAGCAGCAGCAGGAGGUGAUGAUGCGGGAGCAGGACGAGCAGCUUGACGGGGUGUUUCAGAGCGUGGGCGUGUUGAGGGGCCAGGCGGAGGAUAUGGGGCGCGAACUGGAGGAGCAAGGGACGCUGUUGGACGAGGUGGACACGCUGGCGGACAGGGUGGGUGGGAAACUACAGGUUGGGGUGAAGAAGGUGGGAGAGGUGAUACGCCGGAAUGAGGACAGCGUGAGCAGCUGUUGCAUUGCGGUGUUGAUUGUGGUUUUGAUUAUUUUGUUGAUUUUGGUCAUUGCGCUUUGA